Messenger RNA from Lutzomyia longipalpis, 5719 nucleotides. It is a transcript of the gene ksr, whose product is annotated as kinase suppressor of Ras 2. Gene Ontology annotation, biological process: protein phosphorylation. The record is from RefSeq and is a predicted model, not a curated record. The coding region runs from base 393 to 3080 and encodes 895 amino acids. NCBI's taxonomy places the organism in Eukaryota, Metazoa, Arthropoda, Insecta, Diptera, Psychodidae. Gene Ontology annotation, molecular function: protein kinase activity; ATP binding. The transcript has a single exon.
CUUGUCACACAAGUUCAAUAAAUUUAUCAAAAACACUGAAGCUGAAAAAGUACCCGAAAAUUGUGCUGUGUGCAUCGCAAGGGUAUUUCUGGGCAUUCCUGCACAUCUCAGUGACUGUACGUAGUACCCGCGGGGGUGCAUUGGGGUAGAAAGUGUGCGAAAAUUCAUGUGAAAAAGUCCGUGUGCACAGGGAGAGACUCAAUGAGAGAAUUGAUUGAUUUUUUCUCUUGUUGUUAUUUCGCCCCGUGAAGGUAAAAAAUAAAAAUUUAGAGAAAUAUGUGUACACUGCUGCACUCCCGCAAUUUCGGGGGUUAAACCACAACACAUUGUGGGGGUGAGUGCAUUACGGGAAGUGUUGGGGGCAGAGUACGCCGAGUUGUAGUUGGGACACAAUGUCGGACGACGGGGCGGACACGGAGAACGAGAAGGACAUCCGGCGAGGAUUGUAUGUCAUUCAAAGUAUGAUUGACAUUUCUGCAGAUAGGCUCGAGGGUUUGCGGACGCAGUGUGCAACAAGUGCAGAAUUGACGCAGCAGGAGAUUCGAUCGCUUGAGACGAAGCUCGUGAAAAUGUUCACGGACUUACUACUCACCAAGGCCAAGUUAUCGGAGAGACUACCACGUGGACUCACAGCUACGGGAGCAGAGCUGCGUCAGUGGUUGAGAGUUGUUGGCCUCAGUCCUGACUCAUUGAAUGUUGUACUGCAGCGUGUGAGCACCCUGGAGACGCUGCUUGAGAAGAGUGAACUUGAACUUCGUGCCAUCCUCCACGAUAACGCCAAUGUGCGCGACGAAGAGGUCAGACGCCUCAUUCGUGCCAUGUACAACCUCAAGCAGUGUCGUCAAGCCAUCACUUGUGGCUUUCCAGAGCCAACAGACCUCUUCUGGGAUUCGUGGGAUCGUCAGCAUCAGGCACACCCCCGCUCUGGUGCAUCCCCACGCACAGGACGCUCCAAUGCACGUUUCAACCCGCAGCAGGCACGACUUCAGACAUCUGACAGCACAGUCCAGAGUCCCGUGGAGAUUUCACCACCAGAGACUGGCAACUACGGUACAACAUCCCCCGAGGAGAGUUCCACCACGGUAAGCACACUCACACCAUCCCCAUCUCCUCCAAGUUCCCCUUCCGUUCUCCUAAGUCAAACAAAGAAGCGCGGAGUAUUCCCAACGACUCCACCAGCAAAGAAGAAACACACCACGAAUCUACAGCCCGGAGCCAAUGCCGUCAAUGCCAAUUCUGUCUCAACACCACCAAGUGGCGAUCAGACGCCAAUGCCAAAGUCCCGAAGCCACGAGUCACAAUUGCUGGUGACCUCAGGAUCAGAGAGUGGCAAUACCCAAGUCAAUAGUACAACAACCACAGCCAAUAGCAAGCCACGAUCUCGCCUCCAUACAGAACCCGGUCCCGGUGAUCACUCCGGAGACAUUGCCGUAGAGAAUUGCUCGCCCGUGAUGAAUAAUCUCACAGUGCCACGUUCCCCGCUAACACCAGUUCUCAUCAAUCCCACCAUGGGGCACGAUAUACCGCACCAUUUCACGAAGAACUUCAAAAUGAUGACUGUAACGUGCGACCUUUGCGGGAAGCCCAUGUUCUUUGGGCUCAAAUGCAAAGAAUGCAAGUAUCGCUGCCACAAGGACUGCGAACCAUCCGUACCACCAUCGUGUGGGCUACCCCCGAAGCUCUUCAAGGCGAUAAAUCCAUCUCCAAAUAUGAAUCGCACCGCUGGCGGUGUUCCACGUCGUGUGCACCAGCAACCCGGCUACCAUGGGCCAGACUCCAGUUCCGCUGGCUCAAGUUGCAACAGUUCCAGUCCCUCUAGUCCAGCCCUUCUCAAUCUCCCGCCCCAGACACCGGGAUCAUCGAAGAAUCAAUUCAGUUUCCCGGAAGUGCCACAGAAUCAUCAUCACCACCACCACCAUCAUCUCCAUCAUCACCAGCGACUGAACCAUACAAAUGACAUGAAUCGCACGAUGGAGACCAAAAUCCACGUACCUCCGCUACCCAGUUCUCCGCGUCCUACACUCUCUGAGCUCGCAGAUACACACCAAAGCAACGAUAGUGACAAAACAAUCUCUCUCAGUGGCUCCACGAGUGCCAGUACAGACUCAGAUCGCACUCCCAUUCGUCUUGAUUCAACGGAAGAGCGAGAUUCAGGGCACUGGCCACGGCAGAAUAGUCUUUCGCUUAAGGAAUGGGACAUCCCAUAUGAUGAUCUUCAUUUGCUGGAGAAAAUUGGAAAGGGACGCUUUGGGACUGUUCAUCGGGCACUGUGGCAUGGAGAUGUGGCUGUGAAGCUCCUCAAGGAGGACUACUUAGACGAUGAUCGCACCCUGGAGGCAUUCAAACUCGAAGUGGCAACAUUCAAAAAGACCCGCCAUGAGAAUGUUGUUCUCUUCAUGGGUGCAUGUAUGAAGCCCCCACGCUUGGCUAUUGUCACCAGUUUAUGCAAAGGGAACACCCUGUAUACCCACAUUCAUCUCCGAAAGGAUAAGUUCAACCUCAAUAAGACGACACUUGUGGCACAGCAAAUAUCUCAGGGAAUGGGCUACCUCCACGCUCGUGGCAUUGUGCACAAGGAUCUCAAGACAAAGAACAUUUUCCUGGAGAAUGGGAAGGUGAUCAUAACGGAUUUUGGCCUCUUUAGCGCCACAAAGCUGCUGUACUGUGAUCUAGGACUUGGCAUUCCCACUGGAUGGCUGUGCUACCUGGCACCCGAGCUCAUACGGGGUCUUAGGCCCUACCGCCCAACGGACGAAGAUCUCCCCUUCUCAAAGGCAUCGGAUGUCUUUGCCUUCGGCACUGUUUGGUAUGAACUCCUCUGUGGUGAGUUCCCAUUCAAAUCCCAACCACCGGAGGCAAUUAUAUGGCAAGUGGGGCGCGGUAUGAAGCAGACACUGGCCAAUUUGCAAGCAUCACGCGACGUCAAAGACAUCCUUAUGGUGUGCUGGUCGUUUCAGGCGGACGACCGGAAGGACUUUGCAAAUUUACUAACACUCCUCGAACGACUGCCCAAAAAACGCCUGGCCCGCAGUCCAUCGCAUCCAGUUCAAUUAUCCCGUUCCGCAGAGUCUGUCUUUUAGGAAAAACCCAAACCACUCCACCCUACUCCGUCACACAAUCCCCAUCCCUUCACCCAAAUGUGCAUACAUAGUGUAAUUUGAAGGGAAGAUUAUGCAUGAAAGAAAAACAUGUAAUAUUGUCUAUAUUGUUUCAUCAUUAAAUACAGACCUAUACAAAAAAUACUUUCGCAGUAAUUGCGCAUUUUUUGUUUUCAAUUAAGUAAUAUAUUAAAAUUAUGAAUUUAUCAAUUUAAAUUUUGGAAAAGAAAAUUAUAUAAAAUCUUAAUCAAAAUAUGCAGAAAAAAAUUAUUUAAGAAAAAAUAAAUAUUUCUGUCAAAGGAGCCCAUGCGCUUGAUAUGGGCGAAGUACCUAAUUGAAGGAAACGCAGAAAACAAUUUUAACCCACCCAGUCUUGUAGGGAAUCAAAAAAGGGUAAAGAAUCGCCAAAAAUAUUCACCAUUUUCCACUGGGGUCACAACGAAAAAAGGCAAUAAAGUUUUGUAAAAAUUCAAAAAAAUUGACCGCCAUUCGCCAUUUUGUCUCUUUCAAUGCAUCAAGCAGAUGUUUCAAUGCUUCGUCAUGAGCUUGUCGAUGGGAGUUUGACAUUUCAUUCAUUUUUUUUGGGAGAAAAUAAAAAAAAAAUUGCGUAUUUUUUAGUUUAAUUAUCGUGGUAAAUGUGUUUUACGUGUUGUUCAAGAGUGAUUUUUAUAUCUGAAUACCUGAAGGAUGAAUUCCCGUACAGCUUGUGACCGUCUCAGCGAGCACAUCAUUGGUCGUGGAAAAGGUCUUGGGAAAGGUGGUGCCAAUAAACAUCGUGAGGUUUUGCAUGACAACAUCCAGGGAAUCACAAAACCAGCAAUCCAUGGUCUUGUCCGUCGUGGUGGUGUGAAACGCAAAGGAUUCCAGCGCAGAGGAUCUCUCAAUUCGUGAAAAAGCCAUCUUCAAGACGAUCCACGACCAAUGUUUUUGGAUUGCUUUGCUUUGUAAUGAGAGAUGUGCUCGCUGAGACGGUCACAAACUGUGCGGGAAUUCAUCCUUCAGGUAUUCAGAUAUAAAAAUCACUCUUGAACAACACGUAAAACACAUUUACCACGAUAAUUAAACUAAAAAAUAUGCAAUUUUUUUUUAUUUUCUCCCAAAAAAAUGAAUGAAAUGUCAAACUCCCAUCGACAAGCUCAUGACGAAGCAUUGAAACAUCUGCUUGAUGCAUUGAAAGAGACAAAAUGGCGAAUGGCGGUCAAUUUUUUUGAAUUUUUACAAAACUUUAUUGCCUUUUUUCGUUGUGACCCCAGUGAAAAAUGGUGAAUAUUUUUGGCGAUUCUUUAUCCUUUUUUGAUUCCCUACAAGACUGGGUGGGUUAAAAUUGUUUUCUGCGUUUCCUUCAAUUAGGUACUUCGCCCAUAUCAAGCGCAUGGGCUCCUUUAAACCAAUAAUAUAAACUUCUAAAUUAAUCUUCUCAUUGCGAAGUAUUUUUUGGAUAUAAAUUUGCAUUUAGACGAUAUCUACUUGAGGAUGGAGGGACUGGCUCUCCUUAUCAAAUAAAUUCAACAACAAAAAAAUGGGAGAAUAUUGUAACUUACACAGGAGAGGUAUUUUAUCAAAUAUUGAGUGGUAAAAAAAACUAUGACUAGUUUUAUAUACAUAUAACUUAAUUGCUAUUAAAUAAGAUUUAGAAAUUGUGAUUUUGUCAUUCUUCAAUUAAAAAAAAACUAUCAAGAAGAAUAAAAAUUAAUGAAAUUGCUGUAUUACAACAAAGAAUAAACGAAAAGAUGAGGAAAAGAACUUUUCCAUCUCCUCACAGCAAAAUCCUUUCAAACAUUUUCAUUCUGUUUGUGUAAAUACUUUUAUGAAAAUCUUGUACAAUAUAUUAUUGAAAAUUAUAAUGAUAAAAAAAAGAUAAAAAAAGCAACCCUCUUGUGGGUUUUGCUCUUUUUAAUGAUCUUUCUAAAAUUGAUCAAAAUGAAUUUGUUGGCAAAAAAAUAAAUUAAAAGAAAUGUGUGAAAUUUAAACAAAAAAAAAAGAAUCAUACCCCAUUUUAUGUGCUCACACUUUCAUUGAUGAUUAUUUAGGAAUUAAAAAGAACAAAAGAAAUGAAUUGUAUUGAUAAGACACUCAAUUUCUUCUGUAAAUAAAUUUUUCUCUUUCAAUAAAAUUUCUCAAAUGAAAAAAAUUAAAAUAUUUCCCAAAAAUAAAUUAAACAAAAAAAUACAUGAAAAAUUAAAUUGAAUUUAGAAUGGAGAUGUCAAGAAUGGAGAUUGACAAAGAAAUUGCCAAAAAAGAAAUCCAAGAUGAAAAAAAUUAAACAAUGAGAACAACAUCCACAGAAUCAUUAAAUUUAUAUUAAAAAAAAACUAAAAAUUAAAGAAAUUUUAUCUGAUAGUGUGAGAGAAAGUAAAAUGUAAGAGAAUGAUUCCAAAUGGCCUAAAUGUGGUUCUUUUUGUUUUAUCUCUCAAGUUAUUUAAAUAAAAAAGAAAUGAUAAAAAAUACAUAAAAUAUAUAAAAGAAAAAAUAAAAAAGAAAUAUGAAAGAUUCAAUGAAAUUACUUGUAAAUAGUAAUGUUAACGAGAUACAAAGUUAAUAUUUUAGAAGUGAGUGAAAUUGUGAUUUGUCCAAUUCAGCAGAUACAAAUUUAAAAAUAAACAGAAACUAUUAAAAAAAAA